Panicum hallii is the source of this 1385-nucleotide messenger RNA. Its product is annotated as transcription factor bHLH144-like. Lineage: Eukaryota; Viridiplantae; Streptophyta; Magnoliopsida; Poales; Poaceae. The record is from RefSeq and is a predicted model, not a curated record. Bases 147 to 827 code for a protein of 226 amino acids. The transcript has 2 exons.
GCCAUUUGAACUCGCACCGCUGCUCAAGCUCAGCUCAGCAACGGCCUCCUUCCAGUCCAGCCCCUUCUCUGUGCGCCGGCACGGUGAGGGGAACGGGGUUGCCGGGUGCUCGAUCACCGCAUAACUGAAACGGAGGCGUCAACGCGAUGCAGGGAGGCCACGGCUAUGGCGCCUACGGUUACGCCGGCUACGUCUACGACGCCGGCGCGUACGCCUCCGCGGGCGGGUACUACUCCGACGGCGGUUACCCAUCCGCGCCGGCCUACGAGGACCCGCUCGUCACGGCCGGCCGGCGGGCGCACGACAUUCCGGCGCCGCUCAGCGGGCUCGAGCUGCAGCCGUCGGAGGCGUGCCCCAAGAACUACGUCGUCUUCGACCAGACGUGCACCCACAGCCGGGUCACGUUCCACCCCUCCCUGGCGCGCAAGCUCGGGGGUCCGACGGAGUCGCACGGCGCCGGCGCGUGCGCCGCGGACGCCGACGACGGCUGCUCGGCGGUGCGGCAGGAGGAGGACCCGGAGGAGAUCGACGCGCUGCUGAGCCUGAGCUCGGAGGACGGCGGCGGCGACGAGGACGACGUGGCGAGCACGGGGCGCGCCCCGGGCUGCGGCCGGGACGACGGGGGCUCCCCGGACUCCACGUGCUCCUCCGGCGUCGGCAAGAAGAAGGCGCGGGUAAAGAAGAUGAUGCGGGCGCUCAAGGGCAUCGUCCCCGGCGCCAAGCGGAUGGACGCGCCGGACGCGCUGGACGAGGCCGUCUGGUACCUCAAGUCGCUCAAGGUGGAGGCGGCGAAGAAGCUGGGCGGCGCGCGGGGCUCGGACAGCUAGCCGGGCCGGUGCGUCGAUCGGCAACAGCUCCAGUCGGCAUGGGCACGAGGCGGCAGCAGCCAUGAUCUGGCCCAGCUCCUUUUGCUCGAUCGCAGCGGCAGCACAGGUGUUGAUGAUUGCGUCGUGUGCUGCUCGUGAUGGCGACGACGAUGAUGGUGGCACGAGGGCACACUUCCCUUACCCAGUUCCUCGCUGCGAUCAUCGUGUUCGAUCGUUCGUGUCCGGUGUUGGGCACGGUCCAGCUUGCUGCCUUUCGCCUCCGCCGUGCCGAUCGAGUAUCCUGUCCCUUUUUGUCCAGUGCUAGCUCGCAAGGUCGUCAACCUGAUGAUGCAUGCUUUGCUUUCUCUGUAAUGACACUCUAAACAAUAGUACUAGUACUACCAAAUGCAUGGCUGCCUCUUAAAUCUUGACUGUAACCUUGAUUAGGGCAUCGAUGGUUGUUGUUCAAUUAGACGAGCUUUUAACAGAAUUACUGGCCAAUGAUUGGCUUCAGCUGCUAUGUAUAAGUGUAACAGUUCGUCCUUGGAUAGUUGAAUAUAGCUAGCUAGGCUUUCUGCA